Messenger RNA from Punica granatum (pomegranate), 1173 nucleotides. Lineage: Eukaryota; Viridiplantae; Streptophyta; Magnoliopsida; Myrtales; Lythraceae. The record is from RefSeq and is a predicted model, not a curated record.
ACGUGGGCGGCCGAUGAGUACAAUAUGGGCAACGAGGUCAUAGAUAUAAAAAUCGAACAAAAGAUGAUGAGAGGACAUGAUAUAGUUAAUAUAAAAGCACUGCCCCAGCAUUGUCAAGGAGAAGUCCUCUAGCAGAAUUAGAUCAGAUAAACUCAGAAAAAAAUGGCAGAAGAAGAAGUGAGACUCUUCAGGACAUGGUCGAGCCCUUUUGCUCUGAGGGCUAUUUGGGCUUUGGAGCUGAAGGGAGUCCCGUACGAGAACAUAUUCGAAAACCUUUCCAGCAAGAGCCAGCUGCUUCUGCAGUACAAUCCUGUCCACGGCAAGGUGCCGGUGCUCGUUCACAAUGGAAGAGCAGUUUGCGAGUCACUUGUGGUCGUCGAGUACAUCGAUGAAACCUGGACCCAGAACCCCCUGCUGCCCGAGGAUCCCCUUGAGCGGGCCACUGCCCGGUUUUGGGCCAAGUUUGGGGACGACAAGGUCAUGCAAUCGAUCUGGGACUUGGUCCAAAAAGGACGGGAAGAGCAAGAAGCAGGUCUUGCACAAGCCAUUGAAAGUCUCCAACCACUGGAAGAGAUUCUGAAGGGAAAGAAAUUCUUCGGAGGAGAGAAGAUCGGCUUUCUGGACAUUGCAUUGGGUUGGCUUUCGAACUUAGUCCCCGUGUUCCAUGAGAUCACCGGCCUUAAACUAAUCGAAGAGGAAAGGUUCCCGCUUCUGUCUGCCUGGAUGAAGGAUUUCUCUGGGUUCCCAACCAUUAGGGAAACCUUGCCUCCUCAUGACAAGUUGGUGACCAAGUUCCGGGCCCAGUUGGAGGCGCUUCGGGCGAAAUCUCGGUCUCAGCAGUGAUGAUGAGGCAAUGCCGAGAUGACGUGUUUGUUUCGCGUGAUUCUAAUAACAGGGAGAAGUGCAAGGCAACCUGGAUAUGUGUUUUUCGUUGCGAUGAAAUAGGGAAUUCGAGUCGCGUGCCCUGAGACAUUGAGCUGUGGUGGCUAUUCGGUCUAUUAGGUUCUUAGAAAUAUCCUUUUUACGUGCAGGUUUGCCUUCGCAAAAUGAUUAGAACAAUACUGGAAGCUUUGCUUACAUUCUCUCAUGUCUGUCGAAAAUAAUAUCUGGAUUCUGUCAUUGAGGCUGGACAAGGUCCAAGUAAUUAGUGGAAUGAUUGUAUGCGUUAUGAAA